Messenger RNA from Diceros bicornis minor, 1377 nucleotides. RefSeq names its product transcriptional adaptor 1 (gene TADA1). The record is from RefSeq and is a predicted model, not a curated record. The coding region runs from base 162 to 1169 and encodes 335 amino acids. Gene Ontology annotation, cellular component: SAGA complex. Gene Ontology annotation, biological process: regulation of transcription by RNA polymerase II. NCBI's taxonomy places the organism in Eukaryota, Metazoa, Chordata, Mammalia, Perissodactyla, Rhinocerotidae. Gene Ontology annotation, molecular function: transcription coactivator activity. The transcript is spliced from 8 exons.
GCGGGCGGAGCCGAAAACCAAACAAACGCUUUCUGAGCGAUUAGGGGCGGGACGAACGCGAGCGGACUGGGCCUCCGGAGCCUAGGCCUUGGCCGGGUUGACUUUUCGGUUGUUGGUCGCUGUGGCCGAGCGGUCUGCGGUCGGGCUGAGACGUGGGAGCAAUGGCGACCUUCGUGAGCGAGCUGGAGGCGGCCAAGAAGAACUUGAGCGAGGCCCUGGGGGACAACGUGAAACAAUACUGGGCUAACUUAAAGUUGUGGUUCAAGCAGAAGAUCAGCAAAGAAGAGUUUGACCUUGAAGCUCAUAGACUUCUCACGCAGGAUAAUGUCCAUUCUCACAACGAUUUCCUCCUGGCUAUUCUCACGCGUUGUCAGAUUUUGGUGUCUACACCAGAGGGCGCUGGAUCUCUGCCCUGGACAGGGGGGUCUGCAGCCAAACCUGGAAAACCAAAGGGAAAGAGGAAGCUUUCUUCUGUUCGUCAGAAAUUUGACCAUAGAUUCCAGCCUCAAAACCCCCUCUCGGGAGCCCAGCAGUUUGUGGCAAAGGAUCCCCAAGAUGAUGAUGACUUGAAACUUUGUUCCCAUACAAUGAUGCUGCCCACCCGGGGUCAGCUGGAAGGGAGAAUGAUAGUGACGGCUUACGAGCACGGGCUGGACAACGUCACCGAGGAGGCUGUCUCAGCUGUGGUCUAUGCCGUGGAGAAUCACCUUAAAGAUAUAUUGACAUCGGUUGUAUCAAGAAGGAAAGCCUAUCGGUUACGUGAUGGUCAUUUUAAAUAUGCCUUUGGUAGCAAUGUGACCCCACAGCCGUACCUGAAGAAUAGUGUAGUAGCUUACAACAGCUUAAUAGAAAGCCCUCCAGCCUUUUCUGCUCCUUGUGCUGGUCAGAAUCCAGCGUCUCACCCGCCCCCGGAUGACGCUGAGCAGCAGGCUGCGCUCCUGCUGGCCUGCUCCGGGGACGCGCUGCCUGCCCCUUUGCCUCCAGUGAGCAUGUAUGACCUUUUUGAAGCUUUGCAGGUCCACAGGGAAGUCAUUCCUACGCACACUGUGUAUGCUCUCAACAUUGAGAGGGUCAUCAUGAAACUCUGGCACCCAAACCAUGAAGAGCUACAGCAAGACAAGGUCCACCGCCAGCGCUUGGCAGCCAAGGAGGGGCUUUUGCUCUGCUGAGUUAGGAUUUGAGGGUGGGACCCUCAGCAAGUUCAGCGAUUAUUGAGAAUCGAAUGUUCUUUGGGUCCACAUUUCAAGACUGAAGUGUGUGGUGUAAAUGUGACCUUUCCUAUGGAAACAUGACAGAGUAUGUUUUGUGUGGCUACUGUGAAGCCAUUCAUAUCAGUCUGACUUGGAUAAUGCCGUGUGUGUGUGUGUGUGUGUGUGU